AAUUGCGUCAGUAUUUAAUCUAAAAUAUUUCUAAGCACAGCAUUGAUUCAAAAUUCAGUUUGUCAUCUUGGAGAAAGUUUUAUUUUAAGAAGGCAGUUGUAUUAAUGACUAUUCAUUUUUCAUCUUUUAUCUUGACAGUUCCAAAACCAUAUUCUCCUGUCGUAAAAGUAGGCUUUCAAAUUGAACCAUGUCAGUUUUUUUACACAUUAGGUCCUAAAAUUCCAUUUUAUUUGAUUGUGUGACUUUUGGUAUGUUGGUCAAAACCAACUGUGUUAGUAUGUUUUAAACUAUUAUCUAAUUUAAACAUUAAUAAUAAUGACGUCAUCGUCUACCAUAUCAUCUCCACCACACACAUCAUCGUUGCCAAUGACGACCACGGGAACACGUAACAUCACAGACAAUCACCUGUACGACCUCAACGAUGACGUCGCGAGAACUCUCAUCCCAGCCAUGGUCUACGUGGGCGUCACGAUGCUGUUCGGGGUGUUCGGCAACGCCCUCGUGUGUUUCGUCUUCAUCUGGAAGAUGAAGAGAGGGACCCAGAACUUCCUGAUCACGAGUCUGGCGGUGUUUGACCUGCUCAGCUCCCUGUUGGCCAUGCCCGUCGAGAUAGCCGACAUGAGGUUCUACUACACCUUCCCCUCGGACGUCGCCUGCAAGUUUCUACGUUUCGUCAAUUCUUUAUUGGCCGUGUCCUCGAUAAGCACUCUAAUGGUCAUAGCAGUCGACAGAUACCUCAAAGUUUGUCGGCCGUUACACACUCAGAUGCAGCUGAGAGAAGCGAAAAUCUCGGUAGCCGUCGCUGUUUUUACUGGACUGGUUUUCAGCUGGCCAGCGCCUGUCAUAUACGGACUCCGAAUUGUCGAAACGGAAAUAGCGGGAAUUGUGGGAGAAAAUUGCAACAGCUUGGACGGAAUUCUUUAUCUAACCUAUCACGUGAUACUAGCAGUAGCGUUCGUGAUUUUCACCGCAGCGCUGGCGGUUCUAUACGGGAUGGUGGGCAUGGCGGCUAAGAGACACAAGCGUUAUAUGAGGCGAAUCUCCGACGUGGAAAUCUCUGGAAGGAAGAAGACUUCAGUUUCGUCCUUAGAAAGUUCAACAACGUGUGAUGUGCGACUGUCUGACUUAGACGUCGCUCAAACUCAACCUCAACCUCAACCUCAACCUAAGCCUUACCCUCAACCUCCUACACAACAAAAACAGAAGGGUGUUCAUAGAAUGAAAAACAAAACAACAGUGAUAGGUUUUACUGUUACAUUAGUUUUCGUGGUGAGCUUUUUACCGUUUAUAUCGCUCAUGGCGGUGGGAGCGUUUGUGAAAAACUUUGACUACGAUUUAAAGGGCGGAUCACUUGUUGCGUACAAUGUAUUCGUGCGCUCCUAUUUUAUAAAUAGUGCGGCGAAUCCUUUCAUCUAUGGAGUGCUGAACAUUCGGUUUCGAGAUGAGAGUGUCACAUUGUUGAAGAAAAUGUUGUGUUGUUUAAAAGUGAUUUCUGCUAGUGCGCAGACGACACCGUGACAUUAAACACACUGGCAAGGGGCGGAUCAAGAAGUGUGUAACGGGUGGUGCACAUUUAAGUCUUUGCCCCACCGUAAAGUAAUUGUGAUUAUUACAGGUUUUUAUUUUUAAAUUACAUAUUGCGUACAGCUUCUUUUCAAGUACGUAUCUCUGGAAACAGCGUUAAAUGUGGUAAAAUGUGUUUUUUUUUGGAUGUUAAUAAUUCAUGAGUGGUGUGUAAUUCCCAACAUAGUUGGAGGCUUACUUUCAUCAUCUAGGCAGUUAGAACAGGCUAGGGUGAGCUUUAUAUCUUAAUACAAUAACUCUCUCUAUGUCUGUCUAUAUGUCUCUCCGUUUUUUUCACUCUCUCUCUGUCUCUCUCCCUCUCUCUGUAUCUCUCUCUCUCUCUCUCUCUCUCUCUCUCUCAAAUUACA
This is a messenger RNA of Gigantopelta aegis, 1931 nucleotides long. Its product is annotated as orexin receptor type 1-like. Bases 316 to 1518 code for a protein of 400 amino acids. Gene Ontology annotation, molecular function: G protein-coupled peptide receptor activity. The record is from RefSeq and is a predicted model, not a curated record. The transcript has a single exon. NCBI's taxonomy places the organism in Eukaryota, Metazoa, Mollusca, Gastropoda, Neomphalida, Peltospiridae. Gene Ontology annotation, biological process: neuropeptide signaling pathway. Gene Ontology annotation, cellular component: membrane.